AAGGAAACUGCGUAAAUAUGAACAUGGAUACGGAUGCUGAAACUUCAGACAUAAAGGCUGCAUUGGGAUUCAGGGGGUCAAAGGAGGAGAAAAUCGUUCAACAAUUUUUUAAACAUUUAAAUGUGAUUCGUUUCAUUAACUGUGAAAUACAUAAAUGUAAUGCUGAAGAUGGAAGCCCUUUCAGCGAAGCAUAUAUCACUCUUAAAACAACGCAUGCUGCGAUGGUGAGACUGAGGAGUGGUUUUGUAACUGAACUUCCAAGCUGUGAAGCGGUGGACAUAGAGGACAUUUUAGAUACAAAUAUUCUCAAAGAAUUUCAGAAGGAUGGAGUAGAUAUCUUCGAGAAUGACCAUCACUCUGAUGUUUGUCAGUCAUUCCUGGUGUUGCUGAACUUUCUGCGUGAUAAGAAAAGUCACGAAAGAGGCAUCGGGAAACUUAUUGCCUCUGAUCCGAGCACUACAUCAAAGGAGACACAGAUUAUGACUGGAUUGGCCCAUCACCUUUUUUCCCAGUUGGUACCAAACAAAACGUAUGAGAUUGAUGAAAAUAUAAAGAAUCUCCCAAAAACUUGUUGCUGUGGCUGUAAUAGCAAUAUUUGUGGAGGAGACACUUCAAUAGGAACACGAGGAACAUGGCAUGGCAGAGUGGAUAUCAUGGUGAAUGAUACUGUUGCUGUGGCGAUUGGCAAGGAACCAACUGACAAUGGUGAGGAGGAGGAUGAAGAUGAUGAUGAAAAUGACAAUGAACCUCAAAGUAAAAGAAAAAAGGUAGAAAUGGAUCAAGAAUGUGAAAAUUGUGUGGAAUUUGAAAGCAGUAGUAAAUGUGAAAUUGAUCUCUUCAGUGGGAAUACAUUCCAGCAACUUUUAGCCAAAACCAUUACAAAUGGAUUUGCUCAAGUUAACAGGAAUAGGAGCACAUUAUCAAAUUUCCUGAUUCCAACUUUUGGAGUAACAUCAGAUCAUGUGUCUAUCUGCCUAUAUGACCCUGAAAAUGACUGCUUGUUGCACAUUGAUAAGGAAUUAAAACUAUGGACUUGGGGUGACUUCGAGCAACUAGAGCCUGUAACUAUAAUUAUCAUCUGGCUUUUCUUGAAUUUCACUGUUUUAACCAAGAAAAAUCUGGCAUCCGAGGCAAAUCUACAAAAGUCAGGAUUACACGAAGAUUUAAAAGGACAUCUGCAGUAUUACAAAGAGACAAAAGCAAAAGCAAAAUUUGUUUUACAGACAUCCGAUUCAAGUCCCUGGGAUUUGUCAUACAUACAGAUGAAACACCGAAAAAACAACUAAAUCAGGAAAUAUACUAUUACCUGUGUGUUAAGUAUAGUGUAUAUACAUGUAGCUACUGUAUAUGUGGAUAUAAGGAAACUUUAAUUUAUAUUGAAUGUUUUGUCUAGGCUAUCGAUAUUUUAAACAGUUGACAAUAUCUUGUAGUAUACUUGCAUCACAUAAAACCAAUAUGCAGUGUGCUACGUAUACCCAUUGGCUCAUCUCUGAUUGGUGUGGUUGAUUGGAGGUGGAGGAAUGUCGGAGAACCCGGAGAAAAACCACUGGCCUAUGGUCAGUACCAGGCAAUGUGGGUUUUGAACUUUUGACCCAGAGGUGAAGAGCUAAUGAUAAAGUGUCGGGACACCUUAACCACUGGGCACCACAGCUUCCUUAAGGUCACGGUAAAAGAAGUGCAGUUUUUAGCCUACCUUUCAAAUUAAAAGGGCAAGUGAGCUUAUUCCAUGGUGUGGCAUCCAGGAUCCGUCUAGUUGUACGGCUAUCACCGGACCAGCAUCAAUUUUACCAUUUAAAAAUAUUCUCAAUAACUAAAAUGCCUAGAAACCAUAUAUUGGUCCUGUAGCAUGUGGAUGUAAAAGGGCUACCAAAUUUGUUGUAAUGAAUGACCCUGACCUACGUACAUUCUAUAUAGGUCACAGGGGUCAAAUUUCAAAAUAAGCCAAUUCACAAUGCAAAGUAUUUAGAAUAAUAACCUUCUUCACAAUAUCUGAGAAACACAGAGACCUGAUAUUGGACCUGUAGCUCAAAUGAAAAACAUUGACCUAAAUUCAUAGUCACAGGAGUCAAAUAUGCAAAAAUAUUGAAAAUUACUUUGUCACAAUAAUCUAAGGAACCCAUAUGCCAGAGCCCUUAUAUUGGGCCUGUAGCAUGCAGGUGUGACAGACUAUCAAGUUUGAACUACAAUCAAGGUCACAGGGUUUUCAUUCCCUGUGACCUUGAAAGUCACUCACUUAAGGUUAUUCAUUGAACAGACUUGAUAGUUCUUCACCCAGGGAUACUACAGGUCCAAUAUAAGGUCAUUGGGCCUUGACAUUGAAUGUUGAUCAAAAUCAAGAUCAUUCAUUUUAAAUUGGUAGCCCUUCACUCCAGCAUGCCAAAUAUUGGGUCAUUGGGCCACUUUGUUAUUGAGCAGUUGAAAUAAUAUGUAUGUGCCUGAUAUGUCUUAAUGAUUUUGAUGCCAGUUGGGCAGUUGAUGAUGCCCUAAUGAAAGGACUUUGCUAGGUUGGACUUUGCUGACAUCAGUGAAAAGUCAUUAUAAUUUAUUCAUAUAUAAGUGAAAUAUACAUGUGUACUAUAAGUCUAUUGGUUGAUCAUUGGAUAUUCCUCAUGCAUAGCUUUGUAGAAUGGAAGCUUAUUGUUGCAUUUUUUCUUUCAUUUUUUUUUGUGUGGGCAGAAAGUGAUGCCCCUUGGAUAAAUAAUAAACAAAUACUGUGGCCAUUACUAUCAA
Messenger RNA from Pecten maximus, 2730 nucleotides. RefSeq lists its product as uncharacterized. The record is from RefSeq and is a predicted model, not a curated record. The coding region runs from base 18 to 1286 and encodes 422 amino acids. Lineage: Eukaryota; Metazoa; Mollusca; Bivalvia; Pectinida; Pectinidae. The transcript is spliced from 3 exons.